Molecule: messenger RNA, 327 nt
Organism: Anisakis simplex (herring worm)
Lineage: Eukaryota; Metazoa; Nematoda; Chromadorea; Rhabditida; Anisakidae
Source: the annotation of a GenBank genome assembly
AUGUGGAUCAAUGAAACACGGAUCGUUGGUAAUGCAUCGAUUGAGAAUCUCGACUUCAAGUUGAUCGAAACGAGGAUUCGAGAUGUCGAUCAGUCGUCUUUCGCCGAUUUGGGUCUUUUCGGUGCUGAAUUUCUCGAACAACUCCUCACAGAGAUUCUUCAAAUCGGUAUUGUUAUACCGACAAUGAAAGGAGUUGUACUAAAGAGUCCAAAAUUGACAUUACAUAAUCGUUAUUUACGUGUACAAACAUUCUUCAAAUUGGAUGAGCAUUUCGCUGGACGAAUCAUCGAAGGAGCUCUGCUUAAGACUUUGUCCAAUGUUGGAUGA